GAUUUAUGAUUUGUGAUUUAUGAUUUAUAUUGGAUUGUAUUGAUCGUAACCAUUCCAUCCAGUCUCUCCGUGCCAGAGAUUGGUUCGAUAAAGAAACAUCCCGCUCGAGCAAAAUCUACUGGGAACGCUGUGCCUAUACCGGCUCGUACUAUCGUUGGGAUACUUUACUCAUCCAUCUGCCUUAUAUUGCCUUCAUCUACAACGGAAAAGCUAGUCCGAUCAGACUCCCGAGCAUUAACCCCAUCCCCAUCUCCGCAAGAAACACCAAGACCGAAAGACGACUCAAAACAGAACAACAACACCAUAUAAGAAUAUCACCAAACCCCCCCUCCCCUUCGCCCCCCCCAUUGUCACCGUCCGCCACACACCUCGACAUCCUACAUUCUAUACAGCACCUUAAGCCGCCGUAUCUGUCCAUUCGUUUUUCGUCUUCACUUCUCCUUUCUCCUCCCUCGUUGCGCCUCCCGCCUCGAAGCUUUCCGUCCUCUACACUUCCAUAAGCUCCAGCUUCGUUGGAAAGUUCCGUUCAGACCUUCUGGCAAUUGGCAAAUUCAAUUCGACCCAUAUCUCGGUCAUUCUCGUAUUCUCUCAUCUACAGUCCUUCGUUCAUCAACAUUUAAACUACCUCGCAAUCAGGUACUCAGAACUAGAAGUCUUCGAUAGCCGCCAUCAGACCUUUCAUAUCCCUUUUUCAUAUUCGAACGUACAUCUUAACAUUACGACGAGACGCUCUCUCGGAGGCGUUUCAUAACCUUCAAAAUUCCUUCCGCAACCACCGCCAAGCUGUCUUCCCCACUCCUCCUCCCUCGCACAGUCUCUUACGACGCGAGUUCAAAUCCACCUCGUCCAAGUGGUCCAUAUCGAACAAUGAGUGAGCAAAAGGUUGGACGAAGGAGGCGGUCGAGCAGUCUGUUAUAUCAGGAGCCACCGGAGACAAUUGAGCACAUGAGCGAUCAAGCGGCAUUACCCAAUCUUAAUGCCAACUGGGUGAAUGCAAAAGGUGCCUGGACAAUACAUCUGGUUCUAAUCGCAUGCCUCAAGAUCCUCUUUGAUAUAAUCCCCGGUGUUUCCCAAGAGACAUCUUGGACAUUAACAAAUAUAUCGUACAUGUUUGGUUCCUUUCUCAUGUUUCAUUGGGUCCGUGGUGUGCCAUUCGAGUUCAACGCAGGAGCCUACGACAAUCUGAACAUGUGGGAACAAAUUGAUAAUGGAGCUCAGUACACGCCUGCAAAGAAAUUCCUCAUGAGUGUGCCAAUCGUUUUGUUCCUAAUUAGUACUCAUUAUACCCAUUACGACCUCACUUACUUCAUCAUCAACUUUCUCGCCGUUCUCGGAGUUGUGAUACCAAAAUUGCCUUACAGCCACCGAACUCGAGUUGGUCUAUUCUCAGCGCCAGAGGACAAUUACAGAUGAUACGAUAUGAUAUUUGAAAGUACAUCGAAGUACAUGAUUGCAUCCAAUUAGGCGUUUGUUUGUACGAUAUCUUGAGGCUUCACUUUUUUUUUCAUUUCAGAUAAUGAUGAGAAUACACUGGUUGACACAAAAGAAUCCCGGACCCGGUGAACUGUAUCUAGAAAUAGGGAUGGAGUUUAGGUACACUUACAAUUCUUGGCUAUCUUCUAAAAUUGUUCUA
This is a messenger RNA of Botrytis cinerea B05.10, 1633 nucleotides long. RefSeq lists its product as hypothetical. Gene Ontology annotation, biological process: negative regulation of ceramide biosynthetic process; ceramide metabolic process; intracellular sphingolipid homeostasis. Lineage: Eukaryota; Fungi; Ascomycota; Leotiomycetes; Helotiales; Sclerotiniaceae. The record is from RefSeq and is a predicted model, not a curated record. The transcript has 4 exons. The coding region runs from base 868 to 1413 and encodes 181 amino acids. Gene Ontology annotation, cellular component: endoplasmic reticulum membrane.